Messenger RNA from Neodiprion fabricii, 1159 nucleotides. It is a transcript of the gene Tctp, whose product is annotated as translationally-controlled tumor protein homolog. The record is from RefSeq and is a predicted model, not a curated record. Gene Ontology annotation, cellular component: cytoplasm. The coding region runs from base 129 to 647 and encodes 172 amino acids. Gene Ontology annotation, molecular function: calcium ion binding. The transcript has 5 exons. NCBI's taxonomy places the organism in Eukaryota, Metazoa, Arthropoda, Insecta, Hymenoptera, Diprionidae.
CGCAUUGUCUUGCGCAUUAUCCGCCCUGUCGUCGAUCCAUUUUAGCACCGUCCUUUCCGGUUCGCUCUAUCGAGUGACUGCGUCUUAUUUAGUUUUAGCUGUAUACAAAUCUUUCUCCAUCUUCCACAAUGAGGAUCUACAAAGAUAUUUUCACCGGUGAUGAGAUGUUCUCAGAUACCUAUAAAAUAAAACUGGUCGAUGACGUCCUCUACGAAGUGUAUGGUAGACUUGUCACACGCAAGGCUGGAUCAAUCGAAAUAGCAGGAUUCAACCCGUCAGCUGAAGAAGCUGACGAAGGUACGGAUGAAGCUGUUGAAUCAGGAGUUGAUGUAGUACUGAAUCAUCGUCUUCAAGAAACUUUUGCCUUCCAUGACAAAAAGUCCUACACUCUGUACCUCAAGGAUUACAUGAAGAAACUAGUUGCUAAACUGGAAGAGAAGGCACCAGAUCAGGUUGAAAUUUUUAAGACCAACAUGAACAAAGUCAUGAAAGAUAUUCUCUCAAGAUUCAAGGAGCUACAAUUUUUCACUGGCGAAUCAAUGGAUAUUGAUGGAAUUGUUGGUCUAAUGGAAUACCGUGAUAUCGACGGUGACUCAGUGCCGGUACUGAUGUUCUUUAAGCACGGCCUAGAUGAAGAGAAAUUCUAAAUAAUUCUUAGAUAUGAAACAAAUUGUGGAAAAAAAUUUUAUAAGCUGAAGCUAAGACUGCCCACAUGGCGACGCCGCUGUGAAAUUAAGUUACAAAUAACCCUUCCAAUUUCCUGUAUCAAUUGCAGUUUUAUUUAUCAAAAAGAAACCUAAACAAUAUUAAACACUAUUUGAUUGUCUUUCUAAACUGUACAUACUCAGAUUACUCAGAUAAAUAUUUAUCACUUGUCGCAUUCAGCUCUUACUUUAAAGACAUGACCUCCAACUUGUGAGACUAAACAUGAUUGUUAGUCUAUUUAUUUUUUGAUUACCACUUCUCUUAACAGAUUUAAUUUAUACACUUGUAUUUAUUACGGAAUGGAAGAUGGGGAAAGAAGACGGUAGCACAACACUUCGAUCAAUAAUGCAUUGUGAAUUAUUUACAGCUGUUACAUCAAUAUUAAUUAUUUUUGUUUCUGAAAUAAAUUCGAUACACCUAUGCCUGACGAAAUAAACUAUUGACGUUUUCAUAA